AGCACACCACCAAGGAGAGCAUGGCAACGCAGAGAUCCACUCUCUGGACGUGGUCCCUCCUGGUGUCGUGUUUGGUAAGACCAGCCGCGGGGUUCGUAGGCAAUGCCGCCGCCCUUCGGCUGACAACAACAGAGAGUGCUUGUCCCAGAACAUCCGCACGCUCGCGCGCUGCUGCCGCCGAGAGCAGCACACUGCUGUGCGAAAUGCGACGACGACGCGUCGCUGCAGGGGGUGUUGGGGGACUACAAGCUGCAUUUGAGGUGGAGUUGGACCGAGGCUUGGAAAUUGGGAGCGUCCUGGUCGCGGGAGCUGACAACUACGGAAGCAUGACGUUCAAGGCCGUCGCGCUAGUUUACGAGCACGGAGAAGGAGGGCCGUCAAGAGCGGUUUGCGUAGACAAAGGGUUGGACUUCACGAUCGGGGAGAUGUCGACCGGAGACCUCGGACCGCUUUCCAACAACCGACUUUUUCGGGGCGGUGAUGACGGCGGGGAGGCCGCCAUCAUGAUCCACCCGCACGACAUCAUGGGGUCGAGGCCGUUGGGCGACACGGGCCUGUUCGUGGGAGGCUUCGUGACCGCCUUGGAUCUCGUGGAGGAAAACAAGGCGAAACCCAGCGACUUCAAGUUUUUCUUCAACCAUCUCUCUUGGCCGGCGGGUGCUCUGCAGGAGCAGGUGGGCAAGGGCCUGUGGAAGGUAGUCCGACUGCCGAAGGACGUGCUGCUCGAGACGAAACGAAUGCGUGACAUGGAGCUGUGGGGUCGGAUCGAGUUUGCCCUCCAGAAGAAGGCGGAGCAAUGACGAAAAUGCGAGAGUCAAACCAACGGCCGUCAGUCGGGGCGGAGCAUAAGCUCCGGCGAUGAUACCAUUUACUGGCGGAAAACGGGGCUACUCCACGUUCAGUUUGUUGUGUGCCGUCUUUUUCGCGCGACGGCGGUUUCCCACCAAGAAGCUUGUUUUUCGGUGUCUUCGGGCUUACGGGCAUUCAACAAUGUACAGUAAAUACAUGUGCGCCUUCUGCAAGUCAUGGGUAACUUCGCUUCGGACAGAGUUUUGUGUUUUCGACAUGUUGUCGAGCGCUGCCAAUCGCGUGCGACAACCAAACAUGACGCACCGGUGCUGCUGUCGCAAAGUCUAUUGCGCCGCUAGGUGACACUACUGCGGCGCUGCGGCGGCCUGUGUUUCCCACAAGAAGGCUGUCUGCCCCUGUGCAUGCGCAUUCUCGUUCCGUUAGUCCACCAACGGGGCCGUACGUUGAUUAUCCCCCGACUUUCAGCGGAAAAGAUAGAUACACUCACAAGGUUAACCUUACGAAAAAAUAGCAAAUCGGGCCACUCUCGAUUUGAUUGGGUGUGUACGUGUUUUUUCAUCCUAUUUCUUAUGGCGA
Molecule: messenger RNA, 1386 nt
Organism: Ectocarpus sp. CCAP 1310/34
Lineage: Eukaryota; Phaeophyceae; Ectocarpales; Ectocarpaceae
Source: the annotation of a GenBank genome assembly